Messenger RNA from Pectinophora gossypiella (pink bollworm), 3080 nucleotides. Its product is annotated as alpha-latrotoxin-Sg1a-like. Gene Ontology annotation, molecular function: protein binding. Lineage: Eukaryota; Metazoa; Arthropoda; Insecta; Lepidoptera; Gelechiidae. The transcript has 2 exons. Gene Ontology annotation, biological process: protein localization to ciliary inversin compartment. Bases 559 to 2709 code for a protein of 716 amino acids. Gene Ontology annotation, cellular component: ciliary inversin compartment. The record is from RefSeq and is a predicted model, not a curated record.
UCGGUUGGUCAGUAUCAAUCCAGAUAUACACAAAUAUUUAUCAUUGUGUUAUUACUGAUGACCUUAAAUUACAAAUCUCUCUAUUAUGAUAUUUUAAUUAUUUAUAUAGAAUUAGGUACCUGUAAAUAUUUAAUUUUUAUCCUUUACCAUACCUACUGAUUCUGUUUACAUUCCGUUCCUUGUUUUUUCUACCUAUACCUAUUCGUUCCACUAUCUUCGUCUGUGGCAAAAGCGCAAGCCUCGCUAAGUCAAAACCUAAGAAAAAAAAACUAGGUUACAAAAAACAGACAAAAUACGGAGUCUCAAUUCAUCGAUCGGGGGUUCGGAGCAUAAUUCUUCAGCAAUGUGGACUGGUGUCUAAACAGCCAGACCGACACAAUUAAAAAAAAAACUUAUCUAAAUUAAACCAGACCAGGAAUUGAACCUGGAUCAUCUGGUUUGAUGGUCAUCAGUUCAUUACAACACAAGAGAAAGUGAACGUUACAAAAAUAACGAAAGUUAAAAAAACACGAAAAUAGAUAAAAUCUUCUUUUUGAAGUCGUACAAAUCCCCACGAAAAUGGAAAAGGAAUACUGGCAGAAAAUAUUAAAAAACGUUGAUGAAGAUGAAGAACUUAACACUGACAACAUUAUCAGCAAAUUAAAAUCUAGUAUUCUAUCUAUAGAUACUGAGGUGUACAAAGAAUGGGAAGAUAAAGCAUUUGAUGAAGAUCACUCAUUCAAUGUUGUUUUUGAAAGUGACAGCAUGACCAUAAUCAACAUGGCUGCAAAAUAUAACCUUAAAAACGUUGUCAAUAUAUUUCUACAGCUCAAAAUCGAUUUGAACAAAAUAAAUUCGUUUGGAUGCACACCUUUAUUAUUUGCUGUUAAAAAAGGUAACCAUGAAAUAACGAAGACGAUUUUGCAAAGAAAUUGCGACUUUAAUAUAAGUAAUAAAGAUAGAGAAACUCCUUUGCAUUGGGCGGCACGGAGGGGUAAUGACGAUAUAGUAGAAGCGCUUAUAAGGAAAGGAGGUGACGUAAACGCUAUUGAUCGAAAUGGUUCAUCUGCGUUACACUGGGCUUCCGAAGAAGGCCACAUAAAUGUAAUGAGACUUCUCAUUAAACAUAAAGCCGAUCCGCAUAUGAAAGAUGCUGCAAAUGACAAUGCUGUGCACUACGCGGCGCGUAGAGGACAUUUGGACGCAGUAAAAUACUUAGUAGAAGGCGAACACGUCGAUUGUAUAAAUGCUGACGAUAACGAGUUCACACCCUUACAUUGUGCUAUUAUGGAGAGACAUUUUGACAUAGUCAAGUAUUUAGUGGAAGAUAGAAAAGUAAAUAUCGACGUUACUAAGAAAGUAGCUCUGCAUUAUGCCGUGAUGGACAUUGAUAUAUUUAAAUAUCUCGCUAAUAAUUCAGAUAAUUCAGCUACUGACGACAAAGGCAAUAAUGCAUUACAUGUUGCUACCAGUUGUAACAGGUUGGACGUCGUCAAAUAUUUAAUAGAAGAAAAUAAUUUCGAUAUGAACCUAACGAAUGAUUAUGGUCUACCGUGUGUGCUUAUAGCUGCAUCAUCCAAUAGUCUAGACGUUAUAAAAUACUUAGUCGAUGAGAAAAAUGCUGAUUUAAACAUAAAAGAUAAGAUUGGGCGCAGUGCGUUACAUCACGCAGUCAAAGUCGGUGAUUUAGAAAUGGUGAAAUAUCUUGCAGAGAAUAAUAAAAUUAAGGUCAAUUGUACAGAUGAUCGCGGACGCACACCUGUCUUAUAUGCUGCUAAAGCGGAUGUCUACGGGAUUGUAGAUGUAUUCAAGUAUUUGGUAAACGAUCGAGACGCCGAUUUUCUUAAAGCUGACAAGUCAAAAGUGACGCCGCUUCAUUUGUUGGCAGAACAUGGGCAUUUAGAGGCCCUCAAAUUUUUAGUUGAUGAAAAACAAUGUAAUUUACUUGUGCGCGAUUCUGAUGGAGUUACUCCAUUACAUUUGGCGGCGUGCACUGGUAGAUUAGACAUAGUAAAGUAUAUAAUAGAUGAAAAUGAUGUAGAUCCGGACAUUGUUGAUGAUGGUAUGUGGACGCCACUACACGGGGCUUUAGUCAAUGGACACGACGAGCUAGUAAAGUACUUAAUAGAAGAAAAACACGCAAAUAUUAAAGCUAAAACAAGUUUAGGUCUAACAACUGUCCAUUUUGCUGCAGGCUUCGGCAGAUUGCGCACUUUAAAAUACUUAAUAGAAGAAAAAAAACUUGAUUUUAAAAUUGUAGAUUAUAGCUUAUGGACGCCAUUACAUUUUGCCGCGAACAGCGGCCAUUUUGAAAUUGUGAAGUAUUUGAUAGAAAAAGGAGAUGAUUUUACAAUUUUGGACGAAAAUAACUGGUCAGUUGUACAUCACGCAGCGGAUCAGGGACAUUUGCAAAUACUUAAGUACAUGAUUGAUGAUAUUAAAGCUGAUUUUAAUGGAUUUGAUAAGAAGGGUAGGACGCCAUUCGCUUUGGCUAUCGUAAACGGCAACGUGGAUAUAGUUAAGUAUUUUUUAGAUAAAGAUGGCGUCUUUAAAGUGACAGCAGACGGUGUGAGCGCACUACAACUGGCAGUAGAACAUUCUUCGGUGGAGAUUAUCAGUUUACUCAUGGAUAAUGGCGAUGGGAACCUAUCCGACGUCCUUAAGUUACCUGAAAGAGCAGCAAGGCAAGAUUUGAUACAGCAUUUUACGUAUAAAACAAGUUCAGGGUAGGUGUAGGUGUUGGCGGCGAGGGUGUGCUGCCGUCAAAGGAUGUUUUCGGGGUACCGAACUGAGCAUAGUACCCCGCUAGCCACAAGUUGGUAGUGUGACUAGGGAUCGACGAUCCAACGGUGUUAUGUUGAACGUUGUAUAUAUGCGUCUUGCUGUGUAAACUUUGAUAUCGCGUUUCACGACUGCUUGAAGACUGCAUUAUUGAAUGUGGCGCCAUCUGUUGCAUGUGGGCGGAACUAGCUGGCCAACUAGUUGAGUCCACCACAGUAUAUUCAAAUCAAAAAUGUUUAUAAUUUCUCUUAGUUAACAUUACAUUAGGUGAGGCAACCCCAGAAAGCAAUAUAAUUGUUGGGGUUUACCCAAUUAAUUAU